This is a messenger RNA of Prorocentrum cordatum, 1029 nucleotides long. The record is from the annotation of a GenBank genome assembly. NCBI's taxonomy places the organism in Eukaryota, Dinophyceae, Prorocentrales, Prorocentraceae.
AUGUGGCGCAUCCUGGGCCGCGGCACGGUCGGUGGUGGCCUGGUGGUCGGCACCAUUAUUAAGCCCAAGCUCGGCUUGCAGCCGAAGCCCUUCGGCCAGGCGUGCUAUGGCUUCUGGCAGGGCGGCGACUUCAUCAAGAACGACGAGCCGCAGGGCAACCAGACGUUCUGCCAAAUGAACGAGUGCAUCCCCGAAGUCGUGAAGGCCAUGCGCGCGGCCCAGGAGGAAACGGGCCAGGGCAAGCUGUUCUCCGCCAACAUUACGGCGGACGACCCGAACGAGAUGAUCGCGCGUGCCAAGUACAUCCUGAAUCAGAUGGGCCCGAUGGCGGAGAAUUGCGCCUUCUUGGUCGACGGAUACGUGGCUGGCGGCACUGCGGUGACCGUUGCGCGCCGUAACUUCCCGAAGCAGUUCCUGCACUACCACCGCGCUGGCCACGGCGCAGUGACCAGCCCUCAGACGCAGCGUGGGUACACCGCCUUCGUGCACACCAAGCUGUCGCGCGUCAUCGGUGCCAGCGGCAUCCACACGGGCACGAUGAGCUUCGGCAAGAUGGAGGGCGAUGCUUCUGACAAGAACAUCGGCUUCAUGCUGCAGGACGACGUGGCCGACGGCCCGUACUACCGCCAGGAGUGGGAGGGCAUGAAGCAGACCACUCCGAUCAUCUCCGGUGGCAUGAACGCCCUGCGGUUGCCUGCGUUCUUCGAGAACCUGGGCCACUCGAACGUGAUCCUGACGGCCGGCGGUGGGGCGUUCGGCCACAAGGACGGGCCGAAGCAGGGCGCGAUCUCGUGCGCCCAGGGCGAGGAGUCGUGGAAGUUGUGGAAGGCAGGCACCUACGGCGACGUGAGCCUGUCGGACGGCGUCGUCGAGUACGCGAAGACGCACGAGGAGCUCAAGGGCGCGUUCUUGACCUUCCAGAAGGAUGCGGACCAGAUCUACCCGGGCUGGAAGGAGAAGCUCGGCUACACGGGCGAGUCCUCCGUCCAGGCGGCCAGCUUCAACUGGCAGAAGAAGGAACUGAGCUGA